Messenger RNA from Boleophthalmus pectinirostris (great blue-spotted mudskipper), 1062 nucleotides. RefSeq names its product ras-related protein Rab-8B-like. Gene Ontology annotation, cellular component: synaptic vesicle; plasma membrane; trans-Golgi network transport vesicle. The record is from RefSeq and is a predicted model, not a curated record. Gene Ontology annotation, biological process: protein secretion; cellular response to insulin stimulus; protein localization to plasma membrane. The transcript has 8 exons. Gene Ontology annotation, molecular function: GTPase activity; GTP binding. Bases 232 to 825 code for a protein of 197 amino acids. NCBI's taxonomy places the organism in Eukaryota, Metazoa, Chordata, Actinopteri, Gobiiformes, Gobiidae.
UGUGUGUCUCAAUGUGAGUGUAUGCGGAAGCGGAGAUAGAGAGGGAGAUGGAGGUGUAGAGAACUCAAAUCGACUUAUUAAAAGUUGUUGAAAACGCUGUAGUGCCUCACAUUUCGGGACAUUUUAGCGAAAACACUGCACUUGUGAAAUAAGGACUUCUCCUUAUUGGAUCAGCUGGUUCAAAAAAAAAAAAAAAAAAAAAGUGAAACUGUCAAAUCUGGAGCUGGAGCCAUGGCCAAAACGUACGAUCAUCUGUUCAAGCUGCUGCUGAUCGGAGAUGACGGCGUCGGGAAAAAGGACAUCCUCUUCAGAGUCACGGGAGACACGUGCAACACAACCUUUAUAACCACUAUGGGUGCUGACUUCAAAAUCAAGACAGUAGAGUUGGACGGUAAGAAAAUCAAACUUCAGAUAUGGGACACAGCGGGUCAGCAGCGCUUCAAAACAAUAACGACGGCCUAUUACAGAGGAGCUAAUGGCAUCAUGUUGGUGUACGACAUCACCAACAAGAAAUCCUUCGACAGCCUGCAGGACUGGAUCAGAGACAUGGAACAACACGCCUCCUCAGACGUGGAGAGAAUAAUUCUGGGAAACAAUUGUGACCUGGACGACAAGAGACAGGUGUCCAAAGAAAGUGGAGAGAAGUUGGCGACGGACUAUGGACUAAAGUUUUUGGAGAUCAGUGCAAAGUCCGGCAUCAAUGUAGAAGAGGCCUUUUUUACUCUUGCCCGGGACAUCAUGACGAGACUCAACAGCAGGAUGAAUGACAAUAACGCGCCCGGCGAUGGAGGUCCAGAGAAUGUUUCACGAUGUUUGCUUACGUAGGCGGAGUCCUCGUGGCGUAUGGGCCUUUCUUGACAGCACACAAUGCCACAAAACAAAAGACUUGUUGAACUUUCUGGAAUUUUGCGUGGAACAUUUCACUGUGUUGAGCGCUGAUGCUUCAAACAAACAUUAACAACAAAAUGGAGACUGUUAGGUCACACCAAAGCCAGUGAUUAUUGUUAUCUAUUUUAUUUGUUGCCCUUUUCUGCCAUUUUUAAUUAAAGGUGCAUUGUGUAA